AACCUAAUGUCUCCGUUGAGUGCUUUCGAAAUAUCUGCCCCAGGAAAAGUAAUUCUUCACGGGGAACACUCCGUUGUCUACGGCAAACCCGCUAUCGCUGGACCGAUCGGACUUAGAACCUACCUCACAUAUAAAAGGCUGAAUCAACCUGAGAUCAUACUGGAUUUCGCUUCAAUUCCUUUCAAAUCGUCACUUUCCCUAGAAUCAUUCAACCAAUUUCUCACCCAGUACGACUGCCAUGGGAGCUUGCAACCGCUGGAAUUCCUCAAGGAAAUGCGAUCUUCGGAUAAGUUUAUCUUCGCCCCGUUUGUAAUCGAUCAACCGAGCGAACAAUCCAUCAAGGAGCGUUUCUCCCUCGGCACAACUCUUUAUCUGCUGAACCGUGUUCUCCGCUGCGAAGGUAUCAGUGCGCUUUUCGAUGGUUUCCGAUUGACAAUCAAAUCAGUUAUGAGUAUCGGGGCUGGACUGGGAAGCUCCGCUGGUUACGGAGUUUGCGUUUCCGCCGGUACUUACAUCAUCUCGAAAAUAGUGAAACAUGAGCUAAACACUACGAAUGCUCACAUGUUUUCACUACAACAAAACAACUCGGCAGUGUUAGAUAAAAUCUCCCAGUGGGCGUUCGACUCGGAGAUUGUGAUGCACGAGCGUCCGUCCGGAAUUGAUAAUACGAUCUGCACCUAUGGCAAACUCAUUAAAUUUAAACGUGGGGAGCCGUUCGAAAAUGUGAACUUGCGGCAACAGGUUCACUUGUUAAUUGUUGACACAGGAGUCAGUCGAACGACCUCCAAGCUAGUUGCGCAUGUAGCUAAUCUGAAAACUAAGCACUCGAAAAUGAUAGACUCGAUUUUAGAUGCAAUGGGCUAUUUGGUGGAUGAUGUCGUCAGUAUCCUGGAAGACGAAGCAGACAGGGUUGAUGAACUCGGUACAUUAGUUUCGGUUAACAAUAAUCUACUGCGAGCGAUCGGUGUAAGUCAUCCGUCGUUGGAGAGAAUUUUUCGGUUAGCCGACGACUGUGGAUUCCAUACGAAACUGACCGGUGCUGGUGGAGGAGGGUGCGCCCUUGUGUUUUUACCACGAGAUUACGAAUCGAAUAAGGAGUUUACCCAACUAACGACAAAGUUGGAUGAAGCGGGUUUUUCCUGGAUUCAAACAACCAUGGGCGGUAUGGGGGUGGAGUUCCGGACAGUAGAAUGAUAUCUAGGCAAGCGAAGGUUUUCGCAGGGGUUUUUUAAAUAAUGUACGUAGUAGUUAGUUGGUAGCGGGGUUUGUAUAAUCGAUCAAAUCUAGGAUGUAGGUUGAAAUUUUGUUUCACUGGUCAGUAUUUAUGAGUUGCGUAUUGUAGUAUUUUAUGGCUCUCUUCAAAGGUACUUUUGGGUCACGCUAUGUUGAAAAAUGUAAUCUCCCUAACAUA
Molecule: messenger RNA, 1411 nt
Organism: Topomyia yanbarensis
Lineage: Eukaryota; Metazoa; Arthropoda; Insecta; Diptera; Culicidae
Exons: 2
Coding region: 7-1194 (395 amino acids)
Biological process (GO): isoprenoid biosynthetic process; cholesterol biosynthetic process
Cellular component (GO): cytoplasm
Molecular function (GO): ATP binding; mevalonate kinase activity
Source: RefSeq, a predicted model, not a curated record